GCAUAGUAUAAAUUCCUUAUUCUCGCUCCAUUAGGUUUGCCCACAACAAACGCAGAAGAAAUUGUUCCAAACAUAUCGUUAUAAUAUCAAACGGUCUGAUUUAUUGCAUACAGUUGGAGCUUUUUCAAAAGACUGUUUUGUAGUCGAAGCAGAGAAGUCAAACGAUACGCGAUGGAUAAAGGUGAGAAGUUACCUAAUGAAAGGCUUCGCGCAAGCCGUAGUGGAACUACAAGUUUGAAGCGCUAUGAAGAAAUGCUAGUGAUCAGCAUGUUGGGAACAUCGCAUGCAAACGAGCCACUUCAAGCUGUCGUAGAAAAUCAACUACAUCCAACCGCUCUUAAGGAAACCAACAAUAGUAUUUUAGAACGUAACCGAGCUCUCCUACAAUAUGUAGCCACCAUUGCCAGUUCAAAUAAACGUUCUGAUAAGUUCAACUAUGAAUUUGUGGAAUCGUUAGUUAAUGGAGGAGCAGAUAUCAAUACGACUGAUCAAUAUGGCCAAUCCAUAUUUCAUGAGGUUGCAAGGUGUUGGGAUUGUGACGUGGCAAAAUUUCUUCUUGAUUUAGAUUGUGAUAUAAAUAAACAAGAUUCCUACGGUCGUGCGCCACUACAUGUUGCUGCUUCCGUUGAUUAUUUUGAAAUGACUCAGUUCCUUUUGAUUAACAAUGCUGAUAUCGACGUGAGAACUUAUGGUGAAAAUCAAGCACCUCUACAUUAUGCUGCAAAAAACGGAGCUACAAAAUCACUCAGAGUUCUGCUUGGAUUCAAUGCGGAUAUAAACUCGAUGGAUGCAAAACGCAGAACUCCAUUACAGCUUGCGGCAGAGUGGACUCGUGGCAAUACUGCUGAAGUAUUAUUAGAAGAGGGUUGUGCAUCAUGUCUUCUUGACACGUCUGGGAAUAGUGCUCUCAAUGUUCUUAUUGAUCGCCUUCCAAACCUUGCUUUGGAGGCACUAAACCAACUUCACAGUACAGAUAUUAUAACGAUGAAAGAAUUUUACCACAUUCAAUAUUUGGAACAACCAUUAACUGCAGAAAUACAUGGCGAAUGUGAAAUGACAGACAGCAAGAUACCUCCACCAGCUAAUUUUGAUCAAAAGAAUACAUUUGGUACCCCCAAAAAAGUUGCAAAUGGAGUAAAAAAUGGGAAAAUACCAUCUUUUUCUUCGAAGGAAAACGAUCCGUUAACGAUAAAAUCCCCAGCACGCUCUCCUCUUGAGAACGCAGUUGUUGGUCAAAAGUUUGAAGUUGUCACUCAUCCUGUAAUGCAAAGACUUAUUCAUAAUAAAUGGCUUUUGUAUGGUCGCCUCUCAACUAUUUUUGAUUUGCUUUUUCACGUUGUUUAUGGAACAUUAUGGACUAUUUGCUGCAUUACAAUUCCAGACAACGGAAAACAAUUGUAUGAUAUGUCUUAUCGAACUUGGACUAAAGUCAUGGCUAUUAUUGUUGGACUGAUGACAUGCUACAAUAUUAUUUUCCAAAUUCACGAAACAAUUAAGGCGCGAAAAUCUCAAAAGACUUGGAUUGAAUGGAAGAUAGCCCAACUAGAAGCCGAGAAGCAGUACUGUCAUCCUCGUUGGCCUCAGGAAGAAAAAUAUAUAAACCUCGAGAUAAAACGCGCAAAAUCUUUGCCAUUGUUGAGCUCUUUUGGUGCAUGGUUUUAUUUGGAUUGGUUUUUGAUUGCCUCGAUUCUUCUCACCGUUAUUACAGGUGCCGUGUACCACAAAGAGGACAAUACAGCCACAAGAUAUCUAUUCACUCGCACCAUAAGUGUUGUAAAUCUUAUUGUUUGGUUACGGUUACUUAAGUAUGUGAGACCGUUUCAAGGCAUUGGUACUCUCGUCAUUAUAUUGGGUGAAACUCUUGCUGAUUUUGUAAACUGGGCAUUUCUUUUUUUAUUGUUACUGGUUCCAUUCAUGGCGGCAUUUUGGAUAAAUUUUGGCUCAGUAUCAAUUAAUCCUGUGAAGGGCUACGAUGAAGGGAACCAUUUGUUGCAUACCGUGUUUAGAAUGGCCGUCGGGGACGAGUUUAAUCUUGAUGGAAUUGUCAGUGCUGAUCCAGUUAUGGCGAGGAUACUUGUUGUUUUAUUUUUAACUGCAAUGACAAUAGUGACACUGAAUCUUCUUAUUGCUUUGCUGACCGACACCUUCUCUCGAGUGUACGGCAACGCCGUUGCAAAUACCAUCAUGCAACGGGCUAUAAAAGUUGUAAAUGCCAAAAAGACGUUAUUGAAAAAACAAAAGAUAAAGUAUAAGGAAUACAUGCGUAAUUACUGUAGUCCAGAGGUUAUUGAUAUGUAUGUUCAAGAAAGAAUUUCGACAACUGAUGAACAAAUAGCGAGAAAUGAAGUUCAAAGUCAAUUAUCUCAUCUUAACGACUUGCUGUUUGAUCGUUUUGGAAAAGCUUACGGCAAAGAUAAUUCUUCAGAUUUUGAUUGCCUAUGCCAAGAUGUAAAACAGCUGCACUUUUUACAGCGAGAGGUAGCGAAAGACUUGUCACGGAUUCAAGAACUUUUGAGCAAAUACGCAGGCAAUUCUAAUUUGAAAGUUACCUUUGACAAACUGACUAGACGUCGAAAGAAAGAAGAAAAGCCACCGCUUAAAAAAUCAGAAGAAAAGGAGGAAUCUAAAGGCAUUCUGUUUACCAUUCAAGAGAGGGCAAUUUCGUUUUUUGCAAGGUUCACUGCUGACUCAGAUGAAGAGAAAAGUGCUGCUACUUCUAAAAACGAGGAGAAAAGAGGUCGUCGUCGUCGAAGAACCGAAGACAGCGAAGACGAACGUUCCGAACGGAGACGACGACGACGACGACUACGACAACGUCGUAGCCGUGAUAGAGUGAACAAUAACGAUGAACGACAACGUCGUAGCCGUGAUAGAGUGAACAAUAAUGAUGAUACUGAACCACUUUACAGAGACAGAAGAAGCAGACGAGCUGUGUUUACUAGUGAGGGCAGUCUUGAUAGUGAAAACGCCCAAAGUACAAGAGCUACCGUUCAUUACGAUAGCAGAAAUGGUACAAGCUCAAGAGAUGGCAAUGAUCAUGUUAACUUGGGUUUCAGUUUGUAGUUUAUGCAAAGGCUUAUGAAACGAAACGUUUGACUUUUUCUGAUUAUUGUGUUAUCUGUAUUUCUUAAAAUUAUUUCAUAUUGACUACAUCUAUUUUUUACUCAUAGGAUUAAAAACUACGCAUUUUUAUCACCAAACCACUAUCACUUUUGCCAAAUAGCCCAUUGCGUUUAAGGAAUUUUAGGACGCAUUUCAAUCAUGCUUUUUGUAUUACUUUUUUUUCAAUAAAAUUAAUUUUGAAAAUA
This is a messenger RNA of Xenia sp. Carnegie-2017, 3308 nucleotides long. RefSeq names its product transient receptor potential channel pyrexia-like. NCBI's taxonomy places the organism in Eukaryota, Metazoa, Cnidaria, Anthozoa, Malacalcyonacea, Xeniidae. Gene Ontology annotation, cellular component: membrane. The transcript is spliced from 9 exons. Gene Ontology annotation, molecular function: calcium channel activity; protein binding. Gene Ontology annotation, biological process: calcium ion import across plasma membrane. The record is from RefSeq and is a predicted model, not a curated record. The coding region runs from base 172 to 3063 and encodes 963 amino acids.